CUCAGCUAUACACACAAAAAAAGCAAAGAAACAAAAUAUGGCCUCAGGAGUGUUUGGUCUUCCCAUUUCAGAGGAGACGGUGAGAGCCACUGGAGAGUAUAAGGAACCCAUUACCCAAAGAGAUGUUGCAGACUAUGCCAUGAAGAUGAUCAACGCCAAUGAAAAGGAUGUCAACGCACAAAAGUUCGUCGACAACCUCAAGGACAGAUACGGUAAUGGAAUAACUACAAAAUGCCUCAUCUACAAUGCCACCGGUGCCUCUCUGAAGUUCGUCACCUACAAAGAUUGGCACGGCCAUAUCUAUGAAACACCCUAUCCAUCAGAGAUUCAGAAUGGGCAGUGGGGGGCAUUCAUCCAUGUCCACCCAGCUGGAGCUGCGAGAGGUUCAGCUGGUGCCGCUGUGUAUCGUACCAAGAUACCCUCCAGCAGCAGCUCCUGCGAUUGGUUGUUCUCUUGGAGCAUCCCAUACAUCGGUGACAGCAGUGUGUACACCGAAAUCCGUGAGGAAGGGCACUUCCCUCCGCAUUGGGACUAUAUCUAUGAUGCGAGGCUGGAACGAUCAGGUCGCAGCUCCACUGAUAAUGGCUAUGGAUAUCAUUCCCAGACUGACAUCGGUGAAGGCACUACUGUUAACGCGCGUGCAGUUUUCAAGCUUCCAAACUGAAAUCUCGUUCCUAGCGGGCCUUGUGUGACGAGGAUGCCAGCGUGUUUCCCUCUCUUCAAUUUGUUGUCUUUCGUGGUGUAUUUUCAAGCUUUCGUUGGAAUAAGAUGACCAGAGAGAUGUAUGGUGUAAUUUU
Messenger RNA from Sorghum bicolor (sorghum), 797 nucleotides. RefSeq names its product 23 kDa jasmonate-induced protein. The transcript has 4 exons. Lineage: Eukaryota; Viridiplantae; Streptophyta; Magnoliopsida; Poales; Poaceae. The coding region runs from base 38 to 664 and encodes 208 amino acids. The record is from RefSeq and is a predicted model, not a curated record.